Molecule: messenger RNA, 1197 nt
Organism: Candida dubliniensis CD36
Lineage: Eukaryota; Fungi; Ascomycota; Pichiomycetes; Serinales; Debaryomycetaceae
Product: nicotinamide-nucleotide adenylyltransferase
Exons: 1
Coding region: 1-1197 (398 amino acids)
Biological process (GO): NAD+ biosynthetic process
Molecular function (GO): nicotinate-nucleotide adenylyltransferase activity; nicotinamide-nucleotide adenylyltransferase activity
Source: RefSeq, a predicted model, not a curated record
AUGGACCCUACCAAUGACCCAAAUUUCACACCACCUUCUUUAAACAAAAAUAUAGAGCCAACAGCUCCUUCCGACAAAAUUCCUAGCAUCAUGCCUAUUCAGCCGUUUGUUUUAGAAGAAUUGGGUGAAGGAGUUGAUGGUCCGGCGCCACACCCAGCUUCAUCUUCAAGACCAACCCCAACCACCGCCAGAUCAUAUGAUGCCUCUCAUGCAUCAGACACCGAAAGUAAAUAUCACUCCAAGAUCCCUAGAAAACACACUGAAUUGAUUAGUUCAUCCUCAUCAGACGAAGAAAACGAACCAAUACCAGAAAUUACCCCACCUAAAAAGGAAAUCUUACCCCCUUCAAUUAAAGUUCGAUCUUCUCAAAUUGCUGAUUUAGAAGAAGUACCACAUGGAAUUCAACGACAAGCAUUGAAAUUGGAAGAUUAUCAUUUCCCCACCCAUAGAUUGGCAACAACAUUAACUGAUGAUUCCAAACACCCAUUAGUUAUAGUUGCUUGUGGCUCAUUUUCCCCAAUAACUUAUUUACACUUGAGAAUGUUUGAAAUGGCAUUAGAUGCUAUUACGGAGCAAACAAGGUUUGAAGUCAUUGGUGGUUACUAUUCGCCAGUUUCCUCCAAUUAUAAGAAACAAGGUUUGGCACCAGCGCAUCAUCGAGUUCGAAUGUGCGAAUUGGCAUGUGAACGUACUUCAUCGUGGCUUAUGGUGGAUGCCUGGGAAUCCUUGCAACCUAAGUAUACUAGAACUGCAUUAGUGUUAGAUCAUUUCAAUGAGGAGAUAAAUAUUAGACGAGGUGGGAUCAUGACCCGUCUGGGUGAAAAAAGAGGGGUUAAAAUUAUGUUGUUGGCUGGUGGCGAUUUGAUUGAAAGUAUGGGCGAACCAGAUGUUUGGGCUGACCAGGAUUUACACCACAUAUUAGGCAAAUAUGGUUGUCUUAUUGUCGAAAGAACGGGAUCUGAUGUGAGAAGCUUUUUGUUGAGUCAUGACAUCUUAUAUGAGCAUCGCAAGAACAUUUUGGUCAUCAAACAAUUGAUAUACAAUGAUAUCUCAUCUACAAAGAUAAGAUUGUUUAUACGAAGAGGGAUGUCGGUGCAGUACUUGUUGCCCAAUUCUGUUAUUAGGUACAUUCAACAACAUAACCUAUAUGGUGAUUCUGAGCCGGUAAAGCAAGUUAUGUCGGAUAGAGCCGACUGA